GCUCCAAAAAUGGUGCGCUACUCCCUGGAUCCGGAGAACCCCACCAAAUCGUGCAAGUCACGGGGAUCCAACCUGCGGGUGCACUUCAAGAACACUCGAGAGACUGCCCAGGCCAUCAAGGGCAUGCACAUCCGCAAGGCCACCAAGUACCUGAAGGAUGUCACCCUGAAGAAGCAAUGCGUUCCCUUCCGCCGCUACAAUGGCGGAGUCGGGAGAUGCGCCCAGGCCAAGCAGUGGGGCUGGACGCAGGGACGGUGGCCCAAAAAAAGCGCGGAGUUCUUGCUGCACAUGCUGAAGAACGCGGAGAGCAACGCCGAGCUCAAGGUGGGCCACGUCGACGGUCUCGAGUGCGAAGCGUUGGUGUCGUGCG
This is a messenger RNA of Leptosomus discolor (cuckoo roller), 370 nucleotides long. NCBI's taxonomy places the organism in Eukaryota, Metazoa, Chordata, Aves, Leptosomiformes, Leptosomidae. The record is from RefSeq and is a predicted model, not a curated record.